Molecule: messenger RNA, 1260 nt
Organism: Apus apus (common swift)
Lineage: Eukaryota; Metazoa; Chordata; Aves; Apodiformes; Apodidae
Gene: PSMD4
Product: proteasome 26S subunit ubiquitin receptor, non-ATPase 4
Exons: 10
Coding region: 62-1192 (376 amino acids)
Biological process (GO): proteasome-mediated ubiquitin-dependent protein catabolic process
Cellular component (GO): nucleus; proteasome regulatory particle, base subcomplex; cytosol
Molecular function (GO): polyubiquitin modification-dependent protein binding
Source: RefSeq, a predicted model, not a curated record
ACCAAUCGGCGGGCGCCGUGUUGAGCGGGGCCCGGGCCGGCCUGGAGGGGCAGGAGCCACGAUGGUUCUGGAGAGCACCAUGGUGUGCGUUGACAACAGUGAGUACAUGAGGAAUGGAGACUUCCUGCCCACCCGCCUGCAAGCCCAGCAAGAUGCUGUCAACAUCGUGUGCCACUCCAAGACCCGCAGCAACCCCGAGAACAACGUGGGGCUCAUCACCUUAGCCAAUAACUGUGAGGUGCUGACCACCCUGACUCCAGACACGGGCCGGAUCCUCUCGAAGCUCCACACGGUGCAGCCCAAAGGGAAAAUCACCUUCUGCACCGGGAUCAGGGUUGCUCACCUGGCCCUGAAGCAUCGCCAAGGCAAGAACCACAAGAUGCGGAUCAUCGCCUUCGUGGGGAGCCCCGUGGAGGACAACGAGAAGGACCUGGUGAAACUGGCGAAGCGGCUGAAGAAGGAGAAAGUCAACGUGGACAUCAUCAAUUUUGGAGAGGAGGAAGCCAACACGGACAAGCUGACAGCCUUCAUCAACACCCUGAACGGGAAGGACGGCAGCGGCUCCCACCUGGUGACGGUGCCGCCGGGGCCCAGCCUGGCGGACGCGCUGAUCAGCUCCCCCAUCCUGGCCGGGGAGGGAGGCGCCAUCCUGGGCCUCGGCGCCAGCGACUUCGAGUUCGGCGUCGACCCCAGCGCUGACCCGGAGCUGGCGCUGGCUCUGCGGGUCUCCAUGGAGGAGCAGCGGCAGCGGCAGGAGGAGGAGGCCAGGAGGGCGGCGGCUGCCUCUGCCGCCGAGGCCGGGAUCGCGGCCGCGGGCGGGGACGACUCGGACGAUGCUCUGCUCAAGAUGACCAUCACCCAGCAGGAGUUCGGGCGGGCCGGGCUGCCCGACCUGAGCAGCAUGACCGAGGAGGAGCAGAUCGCCUACGCCAUGCAGAUGUCCCUGCAGGGAGCUGAGUUUGCUCAGGCAGAAGCAGCAGAAGUGGACAGCAGCACAGCCAUGGACACCUCUGAACCCACCAAGGAGGAGGAUGACUACGAUGUGAUGCAGGACCCCGAGUUCCUGCAAAGUGUGUUGGAAAACCUGCCGGGGGUGGACCCCAACAACGAGGCCAUCCGCAACGCCAUGGGCUCCCUGGCCUCCCAGGCCUCCAAGGAGAGCAAGGACAAGAAGGAGGAGGAGAAGAAGUGAGGGGGCGGGGGCUGAGUCGGCCCCUGGGGGGGGCUCUGCUGUUCUGGGGCAAUAAAGGCUUUCAGGGG